Molecule: messenger RNA, 3369 nt
Organism: Linum trigynum
Lineage: Eukaryota; Viridiplantae; Streptophyta; Magnoliopsida; Malpighiales; Linaceae
Source: the annotation of a GenBank genome assembly
AUGCCAGGUUUACCCUUAGCAGAGUCCGGCUGCGGGCCGGACGACUUCCCGGCCAAGCUCACCUUGCAGGUUGUUCUUUGCACCAUCAUUGCCGCGUUUGGUGGAUUCAUGUUUGGUUACGACGUUGGUAUUUCAGGUGGAGUUACAGCGAUGGAUAGUUUCUUGAAACCUUUCUUCCCACAUGUUUACAUUAAGAAGCACACGGCCAGAUCGAACAACUACUGCAAGUACAAUGACCAUUAUCUCCAGCUAUUCACUUCAUCGCUCUACCUGGCAGCAAUUGUGGCCAGCUUCGUUGCGUCUCUUGUUUGCAAGAGACUGGGGAGAAGACCUGCUAUGCAGAUCGCCUCUGUCUUCUUCUUUACCGGAGCAGCUAUCAAUGCUGCGGCUUUGAACCUCCCCAUGUUGAUCAUCGGACGGCUUCUGUUAGGAGCCGGAGUUGGGUUCGGAAAUCAGACGGUGCCAUUGUUCAUAUCUGAAAUCGCUCCAGCAAAGUACAGAGGAGGGCUCAACAUCUGCUUUCAGUUGCUGAUCACACUUGGAAUCUUGAGUGCCAACAUUGUAAAUUUCAUAACUUCAAAGGUGCAUCCUUAUGGUUGGAGGAUUUCCUUAGGUGGAGCUGCCGUCCCAGCCGUAGUCCUCCUUAUAGGCUCUUUCAUGAUUGUGGAGACACCCACGAGUCUUCUGGAGAGAGGGGAGACUGACAAGGCUCGAUCCACUCUAAAGAAGAUCAGGGGAGUUGAUAAUGUCGGAAAAGAAUACGCUGAAAUCCGAGAAGCAGUUGAACUCGCUAGUCAGGUUCAGCACCCCUUCAGAAGUCUCAGGAAAAGAUACUACAGGCCGCAGCUCAUUUGUGGUACAAUCAUUCAGGUCUUCCAGCAGCUAACAGGGAUCAGCGUGAUCACAUUCUACUCCCCAGCUCUGUUUCAGACCAUGGGUUUUGGGGAGCAUGCGUCCCUUUUCUCAGCUGUCGUGAUCAACACCAUCAAACCCGUAUGCACCAUCGUCGCUAUUUUGGUGGUGGAUAGGUUUGGUAGACGGGCAUUGCUUAUUGAAGCUUCUGUCCAGCUGUUCAUUGCUGAGUGUGCAAUUGGAGCGAUUCUUGCCACACACCUCGAUGCAACGAGCAUAAUGGAGAGGGAUUAUGCGGUAGCGGUGAUAUGCCUCAUAUGCGUGUUCUUGUCUGGAUUUGCUUGGUCAUGGGGUCCAUUGGGAUGGCUGAUUCCAAGUGAGAUCUAUCCAUUGGAGACCAGGACUGCUGGGUUCUUCAUGGCCGUGAGCAUGAACAUGCUGGUGACGUUCAUGGUAGCUCAGACGUUCCUGACGAUGCUGUGCCACAUGAGGGCAGGGGCGUUCUUCUUCUUCGCCGGGUGCCUGUUUGUGAUGGGGACGUUUGCAGUUGUGUUGCUCCCUGAGACCAAGGGAGUCCCCAUCGAUGAAAUGAUCGGCAGGGUUUGGAAGAAACACUGGUUCUGGAAGAGGCCUCACGCAGCGGAACCUGCAACUCUCCCUUCCUUCCCCACUUUUGCCGGCCGAUCGUCGAGGAAAACCAUGAACACCACUGGGGGCUGCCUCUACAAGGAUCCAAAUGCGCCCGUCGAAGCUCGGGUCAAGGACCUUCUUUCCCGGAUGACUCUGGAAGAGAAGCUGGCUCAGAUGAUUCAACUCGACCGGGUCGUCGCCGAUUCCUACUUCCUCCGGGACCUCGCCGUCGGGAGUGUGCUCAGCACUGGCGGGAGCGCGCCUUUUGAAAAUGCGCUUGCAUCUGAUUGGGCCGACAUGGUCGAUGGUUUCCAGAAGCUGGCUCUAGAAUCCCGGCUUGGGAUACCAAUUCUCUAUGGGGCUGAUGCUGUUCAUGGGAACAAUUGCGUUUAUGGUGCCACGGUUUUCCCUCAUAACGUUGGCCUUGGCGCCACCAGAGAUGCAGAUUUAGUGAAAAGUAUAGGUAUUGCAACUGCACUUGAAGUCAGGGCAAGUGGUAUUCAAUAUACAUUUGCUCCCUGCGUAGCUGUAUCCAGAGACCCACGAUGGGGAAGAUGCUAUGAGAGUUACAGUGAAGACACCAAUAUAGUUAGAAAAAUGACCUCCAUUGUUGCUGGCCUCCAGGGACAGCCGCCUGAAGGCCACCCACAUGGCUAUCCUUUUAUAGCAGGAAGAAACAACAUUGUUGCCUGUGCUAAGCAUUUUGUUGGAGAUGGGGGCACUCACAGAGGUCUAAAUGAAGGCAACACAAUGUUGUCAUAUGAAGAUCUUGAGAGGAUCCACAUGGCUCCCUAUUUGGAUUGUAUAGCCCAAGGUGUGGGCACUAUUAUGGCUUCCUAUUCUAGCUGGAAUGGAAGUAAACUGCAUACUGACCGUUUCCUCCUGACUGAAGUCUUAAAAGAUAAGUUGGGGUUUAAGGGAUUUGUGAUCUCUGACUGGGAAGCAUUGAACAGACUCAGCGAACCUCGUGGUUCCAACUACCGCCGAUGUGUUGCUAGUGCCGUUAAUGCUGGAAUAGACAUGGUGAUGGUUGGCCGGAAAUAUAACCAAUUUGUGGAAGAUAUAAUUUCUCUUGCGAAAUCAGGGGAGAUACCAACAUCCAGGAUUAAUGAUGCUGUUGAAAGAAUACUGAGAGUGAAGUUUAUUGCUGGUCUGUUCGAGUAUCCCUUUGCUGACAGGUCCUUACUAGGCACAGUUGGCUGCAAGCUUCACAGGAAUUUGGCACAGGAAGCAGUCCGCAAAUCAUUGGUUCUGCUGAAAAAUGGCAAGGAGUCCAACAAACCUUUUCUUCCAUUGGACAAGAACGCUAAAAAGAUUCUUGUUGCUGGGACUCAUGCUGAUAAUCUUGGAUAUCAGUGCGGAGGAUGGACGAUAGCCUGGUAUGGAUUAGGUGGCAGGAUUACCAUUGGGACGACCAUAUUGGAUGCUGUUAGAAAAGCAGUUGGAGAGAAGACAGAAAUUGUUUUCGAGGAAUACCCAUCGCCAGAAACCUUAUCGGGUCAUGAUUUCUCGUAUGCCAUUGUAGCGGUUGGUGAAUCUCCAUAUGCAGAAUUUACGGGAGACAAUGCAGAGCUUGUAAUCCCCAUGGGAGGACGAGACAUCUUAAGCUUGGUCUCUGACAGAGUGCCCACACUGGCAAUUGUUGUAUCUGGACGGCCGCUCGUCGUAGAACCACAUAUACUGGAGAAGACAGACGCCCUUGUUGCUGCCUGGUUGCCAGGAACUGAAGGGGAUGGAAUUACGGAUGUAAUCUUUGGAGACCAUGAUUUUAAGGGACAAUUGCCAGUGACAUGGUUCAAGGAGGUCAAGCAGUUGCCAAUGAACCAUGGGGAGAACAAUGAGUAUGAUCCUCUUUUCCCCUUUGGGUUUGGACUGACAUACGAAUGA